Messenger RNA from Psylliodes chrysocephalus, 729 nucleotides. The record is from the annotation of a GenBank genome assembly. Lineage: Eukaryota; Metazoa; Arthropoda; Insecta; Coleoptera; Chrysomelidae.
AUGGGAAAUUUAAGAAAAAAGAAAACCUCAAGUUCUUCCGAAGACUCCUCAAGCUCAUCCGAUGAGUUUGAGUUGUUAAAACUCAAAAAUAAAUUGCUCAAACGAAAAUUGAACAAACAACGCCAUGGUCAUGGCGGUAAAAAACGUCGACAUGUGUCGUCGUCAGAAGAUGGAAGGUCCUCGGAAGAGGACGCUUAUAAUGAAUCCGAGAAGGAAAAAGAACAAAACUCAGAACAAACUGAUCCCUUGGGAAUUGAAUUUGUAGAAGUUCCUUCUCUCAGUGGGGAAAUACUUGAAGUAUUAGGGCCCAAGCAGGCAACUGUCAGUAAUGUGUCUGAAGACAUUCAUAAAGAUUUAGUGAUCAGGUGGGAACAAAUAAUAAAAAAGGGACUUAAUAUUGAUGAUAGAGAGGAAUUACUAAAAAAGUACCCACAUCCCCAAAAUUUCGUAAGCCUCUGCUCCCCAAAAGUUAAUCCAGAAAUAAAUGAGGCUAUAGAUGCCGCAACAAAGAAAAGAGAUGAAAAAUUACAGUCGAACCAAAAAAUAAUGGUAGCAGCAAUAUCAGCACUAGGUAAAGCUCUUACCUUUCUAAUCGAUGAAAAUAAAGAAAAUACGCCAUUAUCCUUAAUUGAACCUAUUAAUGAUGCAAGUAAGUUAGUAGCUGAACUCUUUAAGGAUCAGACGUUAGUUAGACAGAGCCUAAUCAGUAAAAUAUGUGGCGGGAAUUGA